AUGUCAAAAAUAAUCCUUGGCUUCGACCUUCCACCAGAGAUGUUAUUAGAUGAUGGAGAUGAAGAAGCGGAUUAUGGUGAUAGUGAUAGUGAUAGUGAUGGUGAUCUGCCUUUGAGUGUCGAAAUAUUCCAGCCAAGCAAGAAAGCCAGGUGUACACCUUCAACUUCAACAAAAGUCACCUCACCACGAGUCACUCGAAAGAAGGCUUCUAAUUUUAAAACCAAGAAUAGUACAUACACACUCCUGCCACCCAUCACCCCACGAAAAUCUCCCCACCGUGCUCAGAGUGAUGUGGCUCCUGUAGCUAUGACUCAUGUGAUACCACCUCACCAGACAGUACCGGCCUUUGAUUUCAGAGAGGCUAUUGAUAUCUCCGUAUUUGGACGAAAGCUUCCCAUGGCUCGCCCUGUUCCACCUGCUGAGACUACAGACGGUUUCACCGUAGGGAAAAAAUGCAUUUUGACAGGAAAUGCAGAAGGUAAACCUGAAUGGGUGGUAACACCGUAUCAUUUCAAAGUUGAUGAAAGUGUGGUGAUUGGAAAAGGUUCUUUCAGGACAUGUUACAAUGCCUUUGGAAGAACACCUGGUGGAGAGCUCACUCCGAUGGUUGCCAAGAAGCGGAGGGAGCUGCCUCCCAAUAUGACUCAUCUGGCUGUCCAUAAAGAAUCCGGUGGAGUCCGCUUUGGGUCUGAAUGA
Molecule: messenger RNA, 696 nt
Organism: Melampsora larici-populina 98AG31
Lineage: Eukaryota; Fungi; Basidiomycota; Pucciniomycetes; Pucciniales; Melampsoraceae
Exons: 4
Coding region: 1-696 (231 amino acids)
Source: RefSeq, a predicted model, not a curated record